Molecule: messenger RNA, 805 nt
Organism: Populus trichocarpa (black cottonwood)
Lineage: Eukaryota; Viridiplantae; Streptophyta; Magnoliopsida; Malpighiales; Salicaceae
Product: pseudo histidine-containing phosphotransfer protein 6
Exons: 5
Coding region: 216-686 (156 amino acids)
Biological process (GO): phosphorelay signal transduction system; cytokinin-activated signaling pathway; phosphorylation
Cellular component (GO): cytoplasm; nucleus
Molecular function (GO): protein histidine kinase binding; histidine phosphotransfer kinase activity
Source: RefSeq, a predicted model, not a curated record
GGUAGCAUGUGUUGGGGUCCAAGGCAGCAGCGCCCUUUAAAUAGUUGUCGUCCAGCUGGUCCUCAAGAAAACUCUACAAGAAGUGGCAGACAAAACCCUAGCUAGUACGUUCUCCGAAUACUCCAACAAAACUGUUCUCAGGAAACUUCCCAUCAAGAUCUUGGUGCCUUUUUGGAUCAACCAAGUAAUUAGCCAAAACGGGUCUUCCUCUGUGGAUGCUUGGGUGGGGUGUGGAUCGGUUACGUGCCGAUAUGAACCGUUUGCUGGCAAUGCUAUUCCACCAGGGAGUGCUAGAUGAGCAAUUCUUGCAGCUCCAGCAACUUGAGGAUGAAAGCUCUCCAAACUUCGUAUCAGAAGUGGUCAAUAUCUACUUCCAUGAAUCCGAGAAACUUUUACGGAAUCUCAGAGGCCUCUUGAUGGAUAGAGAGUUCUCGGACUACAAGAAAAUGGGAACCCAUUUGAAUCAGCUCAUUGGAAGCAGCUCCAGCAUUGGUGCCAAAAGAGUCAGAAAUGUGUGCGUUUCCUUUCGAGCCGCUUCUGAGCAAAACAGCCGCGCUGGGUGCUUGAGAGCUUUGGAGCUGCUAGAGCACGAGUACUGCUACCUCAAGAACAAGUUGCACGAACUGUUCCACAUGGAUCAACUGAGAGUACUGGCAGCUGGAGUGACGUAUCCACCGCAGCAUUGAAAGCAAAGAUCAUGAAGGCUUCCAUUGGGCAUGCACUCGUAAUCUUUUCGUUUCAGGGUUUUUGCUAAAAACCAAGCUAGUCCAACAGAUCCAUUGCUCUCCUUAAAUUUGAUGCUACU